Messenger RNA from Triticum dicoccoides, 1483 nucleotides. Its product is annotated as calcineurin B-like protein 2. The transcript is spliced from 9 exons. NCBI's taxonomy places the organism in Eukaryota, Viridiplantae, Streptophyta, Magnoliopsida, Poales, Poaceae. Bases 381 to 1058 code for a protein of 225 amino acids. The record is from RefSeq and is a predicted model, not a curated record. Gene Ontology annotation, biological process: calcium-mediated signaling. Gene Ontology annotation, molecular function: kinase binding; calcium ion binding.
GGCGCACCCCAAACGAACCUCCCACUCCCACCCCAGGGAAACAAAACGACGGGGCGGAGACGAGACGCGUCCCGUCCGCGCACGCUACUCGAUUGAUUGCUUCCUUCCGCCCGCUGCCGCCGCUGCCGCUGCCGCUGCCGCCAGAGCUCCCCCCUCCCUCUCCCCCUCCUCGAAUCCCCGGUGCCCUAGCCACCCCGCCGCCCCCCCGCGACGACCACCGGCGGCGAGCGAGAGGGCGGAUCGUGCCCCACGCGCCGCUCCUUCCCCUCCCGGAGGGAGACCCCCAGGAUCGAAGACCGGUCGGCCGCGGAAUGGGCGGCCGCGAUGACUAGAGGGGGUCCCGCGGGGGCGUUGUUGGCGGAGGUAGCGGAGCGCAUACCAUGGUGCAGUGUCUCGACGGCGUGAAGCACCUCCUCGCGGUCCUCUUCAAGUGCUGCGACCUCGAGCUCAAGCAGCCGCGGGGGCUCGAGGACCCCCAGGUCCUCGCGCGGGAGACCGUCUUUAGCGUGAGCGAGGUCGAGGCGCUCUACGAGCUCUUCAAGAAGAUAAGCAGCGCCGUGAUCGAUGACGGGCUGAUUAACAAGGAGGAGUUCCAAUUAGCGCUCUUCAAGACGAGCAAGAAGGAGAGCCUCUUCGCUGAUCGUGUAUUCGAUUUGUUCGACACAAAGCACAAUGGAAUUUUAGGGUUUGAAGAGUUUGCUCGUGCACUCUCAGUGUUUCACCCAAAUGCUUCAGUUGAAGAGAAAAUUGACUUUUCAUUCCAGCUAUAUGAUCUUAAGCAACAAGGCUUCAUUGAGAGACAGGAGGUUAAGCAGAUGGUUGUUGCCACACUUGCGGAGUCAGGAAUGAAUCUGUCUGAUGAAAUUAUAGAGAACAUAAUUGAUAAGACGUUUGAGGAGGCAGACACAAAGCAUGAUGGAAAAAUUGACAGGGAAGAGUGGCACAAUCUGGUUCUUCGACAUCCAUCUUUACUGAAGAACAUGACUCUCCAGUACCUCAAGGACAUCACCACAACAUUUCCAAGCUUCGUCUUCCAUUCUCAGGUUGACGAUACCUGAAAUUCUUGCAGUUAUUUCGAAUCGGAACAUCAGAAGAUAAGCUUGCGGUAAUUUUGUAAAGUUUUGGCAUCGGACUGUUUGGAACUUUGGAUCGGCAGAGAGCUAGAGGCCUCAGUGCUCUGGAGGAUGUUGAAUUUGAGAACGCAAAUUGUUGUCAAAUAACUUUGCUUCUUUCAUUUGAAGAAUUUAGUAUUGUUGGGAGCCUUUGGGUAAGCUGUUAUCUCUUAUCUGAAGUUCCCAGUUUCUCCUCUUCCCCUCUUUGGUUUUUGGCUGGUUAGCGAUCAGGUCCAAUCCUCUGGGAAUUCUGCUGUGUGUACAAAAAUGGAAACAGCCUUGACAUUGUUUGUUAUCUUUUGCUGGGAAGUUUGUCCAUUGCUUUGCAAUCUAUAGUAAAGUGGAGCAGAAAAUGGAUUGGAUUUUGUUUA